CAGUAAUAUUUAAUAAUGGCUGACGGAGAAUCUUCGAGGCGCCCAAACAUGCUCGCAGUCAAUGUCUCUGCUCGAUUUAAAAGCGCUGACCGGACCUGACCAAGCUAAGAGCAGCCAGCAAGACUGAAAUCCGGCCAAACCAGAGCUCCCGCGAAGCUUCCACUCUCCGAGGCUUCCCCCUUGUAUAAAAAGCCCCGCUCCCACCCCAUGAAGCUCAUUCUGUCAUUCUUGAUUUGUAUUAUAGCAAUCGUCUUCUCCUAUAACAGCGGAUCCUUCAAGUACCUGAUCUCUCGUCUACAACAGAACAGCCCAGCAGUACUAACACAGUACCUCGGAGUCAAAACGACUGAGAUCUCCAAUUCCACUUUGAUUCCUGAACACCCAGUUACCGUCCUACCCAUAACAGACAUGUCGGUUCCUCGUGCCAUCCGCAUGGCCUUCCAGGCCAUUGAGACCGGAGAGGGUGCUGGUGCUCGCGUUCGCCGCUCCAUCGGUACUCCUAAGCUGCGCAACUUCAGUCCUUUCCUCAUGCUCGACCACUUCACCAUUGGCACUGGCGCCGGUUUCCCCGAUCACCCUCAUCGUGGACAAGAGACCAUCACAUAUCUCCUUUCUGGCGGUGUUGACCACGAGGACUUUGCUGGCAACAAGGGCACCAUUGGACCGGGCGACCUCCAGUUCAUGACGGCCGGCAAGGGUAUCAUGCACGCGGAGAUGCCUCAUGAGAACCCCGAUGGAAGCCCCAACGUCGGUAUGCAGUUGUGGGUCGAUCUGCCCAAGAAGCUGAAGAUGUGCGAACCCCGCUACCGCGAUCUGCGUGCCGGUGAGAUCCCCACUGUGAACGUCGACGAUGGCCGAGUCACCAUUAAGGUCAUCUCCGGUCAAUCGCACGGAGUCGACUCAGUGCAAGACCUGGCCUACACUCCCGUUUGGAUCUUCGACAUCACCAUCCGCCCCGGUGGAAAGGUCAAGCAGCCUCUGCCUCAGGGAUGGAACGCAUUCGCCUACACGCUCGAUGGCACAACCAUCUUCGGUUCUUCGGACCAGACCCGCCCAGUGAAGAAGUUCCACAAUGUGGUCUUUGAGCAGAAGGGUGACUAUGUCGAGAUGUCAAUUCCUGAUAACGCGGAGGAAGAGGCGAGGAUCUUCCUGGUCGCUGGUCAGCCUCUGGACCAGAAAGUUGUCCAGUACGGUCCUUUUGUCUUGAACAGCCAGGAGGAGGUCUACCAGGCCAUGCUCGACUACCAGAGCGGUGCAAAUGGAUUCGAGAGAGCUAGAGGCUGGCAGAGCGAGAUCGGCAAGAGAAUGGCCUUUUGAAAACGAAAAGAAAAGAAAGACAAAAGUGGGAAGAGAAGAGAUGGAAAUUUGAUGCAUGACACCAUGAUGUUACUGAUUUCUUGAAUUGUAUCUCUACAGUUGGAGUUGAUGGAUCCUCCACGAUUUGUUUUCGCUGUUCUAAUUAGCAUUUUGUUUCGGAAUUGAUACCUAUAGAGUUGUACUGAAUAUAUACAUUGUCUCUACG
This is a messenger RNA of Paecilomyces variotii, 1522 nucleotides long. RefSeq names its product RmlC-like cupin domain-containing protein. The transcript has a single exon. Lineage: Eukaryota; Fungi; Ascomycota; Eurotiomycetes; Eurotiales; Thermoascaceae. The record is from RefSeq and is a predicted model, not a curated record. Bases 208 to 1317 code for a protein of 369 amino acids.